AACAAUAAUAAUAAGAGACUGGGAUCGAAGAAAUGACUCCAGCAGCAAUAGUAGAAGUAUAGUAGUACUAGUACUACUACUACUACUACUAUAGUGAAUAGGGUUACACACAACUAUAGGAAAAAAAAGGCAAAAGCAGCCCAAAGUGACCAAAGGCGCUAUAUAGAAAGAUACCGUUUCGAAAACUUCCUCUCUCCUAAUCUUGAACCCACCAAAACAACAAAAACCAUCUCUCUCUCUCUCUCUCUCUCAAAACAGCAAGACUAGUGGUGGAAAUCUAACCUAAAAUCUCACUUAAAUUUCCAAAAACAACAAAGCAUAACAAAGGAUCUAAAACCCAAACUUUCUCUCAAUUUUCCUUCCCUUUCUCUCUCAAAAUAUUCUGGGGUUUUGUUCUUUUGCUCUCAAUGUCAGAUGCCCAAGAAAGUAAUGAUCAUCAUCGUCAUGAUCCAUAUCGGCCGUACGAUCCUUUCAACUACGAGAUCGACGGUCGGUCGUGCAGCUUAUUCCCAUUCCUGAGCAGCAACAACAACACCAACAACACCAGCUCAAUUAUGUACAACAAUCACUCCACCGCGCCAGUAGUACAACCCCAGCAAAACGUACAAUCAAUUACGAUGACUAGUUCUUUAUUAGAUCCUGCAAUGAAUUCUUACUUGAUGAGCUACACCGACUGUCUCCACGGUGGCUCCAUGGAUCAAUACAACAAUCUCUCGAAAGCCUUCGACAUCUCCUGCGCCGCAUCCUCGUCCGACGUCGUUUCACAAAUCGUCGAUAAUUAUCAUAACAAUCACGACAUCGACAGUAGCACUAAUAAUAACAACCACCUCGGUACGAAUCCGAUCAAGGCCGCCGCCGCCGCCGAUCAGUCCGCGGGGACCAGCGAGAACCCUUCCACGCCCAAUUCCUCCAUAUCUGCCACCUCCUCCAACGAUGCUGCCGCCACGGUGGCUGCCGAAGAAGAUUCGGGUAAGAGUAAGAAGGAAGAUGAAGAAGAUGACGAUGAUGAUAAUAAUAAUAAGCCUAAUAAAGGGUCUGACGACGAAGAUAAGACAUCAAAAAAAGCGUCGAGUAAGACUAAAAAGAAAGAGAAACGGCCGAGGGAACCACGCUUUGCUUUCUUGACUAAGAGCGAGAUUGAUCACCUUGAAGAUGGAUACAGAUGGAGAAAGUAUGGACAGAAAGCAGUCAAAAAUAGUCCUUAUCCAAGAAGCUAUUACAGAUGCACCACUCAGAAGUGCACGGUGAAGAAGCGAGUGGAGAGGUCAUUCCAAGAUCCCUCGAUUGUGAUCACAACCUAUGAAGGGCAACACAACCACCACUGUCCGGCCACACUCCGUGGCAACGCCGCCGCGAUGUUGUCGCCUUCUUUUCUGGCGUCGGCGGCCUCUGUUGGGACGGCGCCUCACUUGCCUCAUGACUUCUUCACUCAGUUUCUUCCAAUCACUAAUAAUAGUAACAUUCAUCAACAUCAACAUCAACACCAACAUCUUCAUCAUCAUCUUAAUAAUCACAUUCAAGGUGAUGAAUUAUGGCACGUACGUAAUGCUUCGAAGGAAUUAAGGGAGUAAUCUAACUGAGGUCGAUGGAUCUAUAUAUAUUGCUGACGUCGACCCUCAUCAUCAUCAGAUCAUCAAAUGAUGAGACACACACAUAUAGCUGUGGUAUAGAUGAUCAGUAGUACGUACUUGCUACUAUAACGUGUGUUUUAGAGCUAUCGGUACCCUUACUUUCUAGCUAGACAAUAUAAUUAAGUAGAACUAUAAUCGGAGAUUUCAAUUCAUAAUUUCUUUUCCUGUUAACUUACUUGAGAUGAAUCUCCUAUAUAAUAUUAGAAUCCCUUUGAAAGUUGUUUCUAUCCAGAUCCUCAACUAAUUAGUAUAUAUACUCAUGCACCCUUAUGUGUAUGUGGUACUAGUACUAUUAUAUUGUGAAAAAUAACUCGUGAGAAGGUUUUUUAUAGCUAAUUUUUUUUUAAGAAUUUAUUGGUUUCCCUGUGUUGAUCAUUUACAAUAUUCAGAACUUUAGUCUAUAUAUAAACAUAUCUUUACCUAUCGUAGCCUCAAUUUGAGUUAUAUUGUUAGUUCGUACACUACAAUAUCCAUGAUCAUUUUAUUGAUGAUGAUCAAUAUAGAAGACAUAAUUUUCUUAAUGUUAAUUAGAGGUAAUUAAUCUUAUUCUUAGACCUAAUGCUUAUAGGUAAUUGGUCAGCUUUGAAGUAUAGAGCCUAUUUAUAAAUGUUGAACUAAAAAUAUAUUUAAUUUCCUCAACUUUUUUCUUGUCAAGAAUCAAGGGAAUAAAACAUACAGCUCAUGUACACUUGUUCACUUUGGUUUGAAUUUGUAAUUGAGUUAGUCGAUAUAUUAAUUCAUGAUCAAAUGAAAGAAAUUAUCGAUUGCAGUUCUCAUACGGUAACGAUUUGAUAGCUAGUAUUAUUUAAAUUAAUCACCAUUAAUUUCUUGUUCUUUUUCCAAGAAAAAUAGAGAGUACUAAAUAAAUUAUAUCUAGGUUUGAAGUCAACCCUUUUUAAAAUGAACGGUUAAACUUUGUAUCUUUUCCUCCAUAAAAAAUCUCCCCACUAUUUCGAGCCAUCACGUUACAAUCGAUCAUUAAUUAUCAAUGUCUACGUUUCACCCACUAUGUUUAUUAUUGUUAUUAUUCAGGUUUUUUAAUAGUGAUAAUUACCUUAGGGUAUAUAUUUAGGUUUUUGUAUAACAAAAUGGUUCGAUUUGUCAUAAACAUAAACGUAUAUAUAUGUACUUAACACAGUAGUUAUAUACUGUACACACACUGUGUACACACAUACAAUUUGCAUGAAUAUCUAUAAAUUAAUUAAUUGCAACAUGUCAUUAACACUAAUUAAUAUAAUAUGCACCCAUAUAAAUCCGAUAUGUGUAUAUUCUUUUUAUGUUGAAUAAAUCAAAUAAAUAAAUAAAAUGCUAUAAAAGAAACCAACAAAAAGUAGACUUAUCAUCAAUGGUCAAAACACAGAUCGGCCAUAUAUGGUAAUUAAGCACAUGUGCUUCUGAAAAAGAUUAUUGAGAGGGAAAAUGAUAUGAUUAAAGAAAACAGCAAUAAAGCUAAGAAUUUUUGUAAGGACAGCCACAGCUGGAUAGAUAGCUCUGAAGGUGGAAUGUUCUAAUUUAUUUAUUUUUGUAAGGAUCUUUUCUCUUAUUAUUAUUUUUAUUUUAUUUUUGUAAGGAUCUUUUUUCUUAUUAUUAUUUUAAUUUUAUUUUUUUGGAUAAUUUUCAAAGAUCUUUUCAUAUUAUUCGUAAAGGUCAAAUUGGAAUUAUAAGCUUUUGAAUUCGGUGGCCGAACUCUUGGGCUGCUUUUGUACCAUAUUUUCUUAUCUGUCUCUCUCUUUUUCACAAUUUAUUGGUCUCAUCCCUCGAUUUUUGAAAUUCUA
Molecule: messenger RNA, 3406 nt
Organism: Humulus lupulus (European hop)
Lineage: Eukaryota; Viridiplantae; Streptophyta; Magnoliopsida; Rosales; Cannabaceae
Product: WRKY transcription factor 71-like
Exons: 4
Coding region: 408-1571 (387 amino acids)
Biological process (GO): regulation of DNA-templated transcription
Molecular function (GO): DNA-binding transcription factor activity; sequence-specific DNA binding
Source: RefSeq, a predicted model, not a curated record